CGCGCCACCUGCCUGACCCCCACCCUCCCCAACAUUUCCAGCACAAACCACACGGCGGUAAAGAGUUCAAACCACAAAAAAAACCCAAAUAUGUUCUUAUUAAAAUGUUAAUAAAUGGGUAUUAAUUCCCAUCACUGGUCGCCAUGGAAACGACAACAGACCUGUUGCCAUCGCAACCAGCACACCCCCGGGUAACCAUAGCAACCAGCACCGUAAAAAAAGAAAAGAUAAUCCCCACCUAUUACGGUUUUGAAAAGUUUCACCCCCAAUUUUUACAAUGUUUCGCGAACCGGCGUGCAUUUUUAAUCGUGUUUUGCAUCACGUGCGUUUUGCAAGGGACUUUUCACACGUAUUUCGUCGCUGUCAUAACGACGCUCGAAAAAUUGUUCAACAUUCCGAGCAGGACCAUCGGGACCUUGAUGAUGGCGAGUGAAGUGGGGCAGGUGUGCAGCUCGCUCUUCCUCCCGUACUACGCGGGCCAAGGGCACCGUCCGCGCUGGAUGGGUUUCGGCUCUGCGCUCUUCGCCUUUGCGACGUUACUCUGCGCUUCACCCCAUUUUUUACUACCUUCGCAAGAUUUUACAAAGUUUACAAUGUCAGGAGGAGGGAAUGAGACUGUCGAGUUUUGCGCAACCUUGCAAAAUGAAACCAGUGACUGCGUUCCCAUGGAGACUGAUUUUGAUGAAAAGAAAUACUAUAUUUUUGGGAUCAUUUUUGCCAGUUUGCUAUCGAUUGGGUUCGGAAAUACUGCGAUUUUUACGCUCGGGAUUCCUUAUCUGGAUGAUAACGUUGCUAAUAGAGAUUCGCCGGUGUAUUUUUCAAUAACGAUCGGUGUUCGAAUCCUGGGCCCCGUCACGGGAUUUAUCUUAGGAUCGCUCUGCACCCGCCUGUACAUCCACCCCCUGAGUCCACCCCCCUUCCCCCCCACGGACCCCCGAUGGCUGGGGGCGUGGUGGUUGGGGAUGUUGCUAAUAUCCUUUUUACUCUUAGUAACAUCAUUUUUCAUGUGCAUGUUUCCACAACGACUCUCGAAUUCAACUGCCAUGGCAACGAAGCAGAAUCGGUCGCUAGGGAAUUUUCCCUCGGCGAUUAAACGGUUGCUAAGCAACAGGAUCCUGUUGCUAAGGACAUUUUCUUCGGUUUUUCACUUGUUGCCUAUCUCAGGGUUGUACACUUUUUUGCCCAAAUAUUUGGAGAGUCAGUUUAAAUUGGCGGCCUUUGAGGCGAAUAUCGUCACGGGGAUCGGGGGGAUUUUGGUCAUGGGCGUGGGGAUUUUUGGCAGUGGGGUUUGGAUCAGGAGGAGGGAGACAAGUGGGGUGAAGGUGGCCGUGUGGGUGGGGUUGUGCGCGGGGGUGUAUGCAGGGGGGAUUUUUUUACUGUCAGGGGUGGGGUGUGGUGUGGAUACGGUGGAAAUUGGGAGUUACGAUUUGGGGAAACCAUCGUGUUUGACGCCUUCGUGCACGACGUGUGCGAAUAAUUAUUCUCCCGUUUGUGGUUCGGAUAUGCAGACUUAUCUCAGCCCGUGCCAUGCUGGGUGUACGGGGGUGGAGACAGUGGGGAACGUUACCAUGUACACGGACUGCAGCUGUAUCCAGAACCACACCCACCACAUGGCCACGCCCUCCCCCUGCCCCUCCCCCUCGUGCCCCUACUUCCCCCUCUAUCUCGCCAUUUUCAUGACCAUCGUUCUCGUCCAUUCCACGAGCGAGGUGGGCUCCAUGCUGCUCACCCUCCGCUGCGUCGAGCCCAGGGACAAGGCCAUGGCGUUGGGGCUAAUCCAAUGUGCCAUCGGCCUGUUUGGGAACGUUCCCUGCCCGGUGAUUUAUGGGACCGUGGUUGACCAGGCCUGUGUGCUUUGGGGGGGCAGUGGGUGUGACAGCGGGGGUGGCCACUGCUGGGUCUACGAUGGGGAUAAAUUUAGGCUCUAUUUCCAUGGACUGACGGGCUCCAUAAUGCUGAUAGCCUUUCUAAUCGAUCUUAUCAUAAUUUCCAAAGCCAAAGAGAUUAAUUUUAACGACAACCAACCCGUUGCCAUGACAACCGAAGACGACGUUGCCAUGGAACCGCUAAAUAAAUGAUUUUAUUUUUUUUAUUUCUAGUGAGAAAAAGAAACCGGUGCUAUAAAAUAAAUAUUUUUAUUAACAAAAUGUU
Messenger RNA from Folsomia candida, 2151 nucleotides. RefSeq names its product solute carrier organic anion transporter family member 74D (gene Oatp74D). Gene Ontology annotation, cellular component: membrane. Gene Ontology annotation, molecular function: protein binding. The transcript is spliced from 8 exons. Gene Ontology annotation, biological process: sodium-independent organic anion transport; transmembrane transport. The record is from RefSeq and is a predicted model, not a curated record. NCBI's taxonomy places the organism in Eukaryota, Metazoa, Arthropoda, Collembola, Entomobryomorpha, Isotomidae. Bases 144 to 2078 code for a protein of 644 amino acids.